AUGGCGACCGCCGCUGAGCCUUCCGCAUACGUCACCCUCAUCUCAUCCGACGGUUUCGAAUUCCAUAUCCGCCGCUCGGCUGCAGUUCGAUCAGGCACUAUUCGACGCAUGCUAUCUUCCGAGAGCGGCUUUGGCUUCGUCGAGUCGUCUACCGGUGUCUGCCGUCUGGAGAGCAUUAGCGGAAUUGUGCUUGAGAAAGUGGUCGAAUAUCUGUACUAUAAUGAGAAGAACAGAGAGAUGAACGGAGUGCCUGAUCCAGAGAUUCCAAGCGAGUUGUGUCUGGAGCUGUUGAUGGCAGCGGACUAUCUGGACUGCUAA
Molecule: messenger RNA, 318 nt
Organism: Cyphellophora attinorum
Lineage: Eukaryota; Fungi; Ascomycota; Eurotiomycetes; Chaetothyriales; Cyphellophoraceae
Product: Elongin-C
Exons: 1
Coding region: 1-318 (105 amino acids)
Biological process (GO): ubiquitin-dependent protein catabolic process
Cellular component (GO): elongin complex
Molecular function (GO): protein-macromolecule adaptor activity
Source: RefSeq, a predicted model, not a curated record